CAGAGCCGUUGGCUCACAUCGAUCAAAAUGAGAAUAAUACAGGUGUUCGGAAUUUUUAUUAUUCUCUGGCAGGAUCAAGUUCAUUCUCUCUCCGUACAAGAAAAUGUCGUAACAGAUGGAUGUAAAAAUCUGGAAGAUACAACACCAUUAUUGCGCCUUAAAAAUUAUCUUUUUUGCAAAUAUGAUAGUACCGUCCGUCCAAAUAAUCACAACAUAGUUACUAACGUCUCUCUAAGGCUGAUUCCAAAAAUGAUGGAAUACCUUGAUGACCAAGGUGUAUUAACACUUCACAGCUGGAUGUCAUUUUCCUGGACGGACACGCAUCUUGUUUGGAUGCCAAACAAUUUUGGUGGCAUUAAUUAUAUUCAAGUAAAAUCCUACAAUCUCUGGGUGCCCGAUCUAGGCGUAUACAAUUCUGGUGAUUUGUCGAACGAUCUACUUGAGCUGCCUGCAACGGAUUGUUUAGUCUUCAAUACAGGUUCCGUCAUUUGUGUACCGGCUGUGAAAUACAUUUCAAAAUGCGAAGGCGAUUACACUUAUUGGCCUUAUGAUCAGCAGAAAUGUCGUAUUGUACUUGGCUCAUGGUCGUACGCGGGGGAGGAAGUCGAUUUUCAUCUAAAGGAAAACGGGAUUUACAUGGAUAGUUAUGAAAAUAAUACAUCGUACGACUUGAAGUUUAUAGACGCAGUGAAACAUGUUAAAAAAUACAAAUGUUGUCCAAACGAUACUUUCCCCAAGAUUGAUUAUACAUUUUUGUUAACUCGGCAUUAUGGUAUAAAUCACAAAACUAUCGUCACACCAGCAAUUGCUUUAAUAUUUCUCACUUUGACGGUGCUUUGGUUGGAUUCGAGAUCGAUCGAACGAACGGCGGUUGCGAGCGUGAACUUUAUUUGCCAUUUGCUCUGCAUAUACGACUUGCACUGGCAAUUGCCAUAUAAUGGUAGUAAUCCCCCUAAUAUAUUGCUAUUCUAUCGCGAUUCCUUGGCAUUGGCUACUUUCUCAUUAAUCUUGACGACUUUGUUGCGCAAACUGCAAGAUAUAAGUACAGACAUGCCAAGUUGGAUCUCAUCGACGACAAUGUUUAUCUUGAACAAUAAGGCUGGUCGUUUUUUAAUCUUAAAUGACGAGGAGUCCAAGAUAGCAGGUGAAAACAUGAUAAUUGAAGCUAAUUCGGACCUUCCAAAAUUCGGAAUGAAAAAAUCCUGGAGAUAUUUUGCCGCUAUUGUCGAAUGGUUGUCAUUCUUUUGCGUUAUUCUCACUUAUGCCAUUAUCUUAAUUACUCUUGUACCUAUAGAUAAUCAAUGAUAAAACAUUUCUUUAAAAAUCUUUUAAAUAAUCUUACUCCUACUUUUAUGGCUGAUUAAAAU
Molecule: messenger RNA, 1367 nt
Organism: Camponotus floridanus (Florida carpenter ant)
Lineage: Eukaryota; Metazoa; Arthropoda; Insecta; Hymenoptera; Formicidae
Product: acetylcholine receptor subunit alpha-like 2
Exons: 8
Coding region: 28-1305 (425 amino acids)
Biological process (GO): regulation of membrane potential; monoatomic ion transmembrane transport; nervous system process
Cellular component (GO): synapse; membrane; neuron projection
Molecular function (GO): neurotransmitter receptor activity; extracellular ligand-gated monoatomic ion channel activity; transmembrane signaling receptor activity
Source: RefSeq, a predicted model, not a curated record